UAUCCAAACACGGAAGUGACCAUGACACAAAUCAUCAUGGCUGACCUGGGAAACCUCGACAUUUUCUUAUUUGUCAAAUUAUUUCAUCUUAUCUGACACUAUUAGUAGUCUUGACGACAGAAGCAUUUCAGCGAAACUAUGUCGUCUUUUCAAACCGCUAUGCUUUUGUUUUUUGCGGUUACAUCGGCUAUCGUCGCCGUUCUCUUCCAAGCUGGCGCCAUGCCUCCGAGCUCGGCUGUGGCAGCAGCCGUUGGCGUGGGCUCGUUGGUGGGUGCGUCGCUGCUAUGGAGGGACGUCCGCUCCAAGGUGAGAGGCGAAGGCCGGGCCCUGGGAAGUUUGCUCGGCCAGUACCUGGCCAUGAAGGCGGUGGGAUGGCUGGGAAGGCGGCAGCGUUCCAAGCUGGAAGCCGACACAUUGGACGUGAGGACGGUCCAGGAGGAGACCCUGCUUAGCCGCCUCCGGAAGAACGAAAACACACUCUAUGGGAAACGGUUUGACUUCGGUUCAAUUAAAGACAGUGACACCUUUCGCGCACGCCAUCCCAUUACCACGUACCAGCAUUAUCGUGAACUGGUCAGUCGCGUGGCAUCGGGAGAGGACGGCGUGCUCACGGCUGAGAAACCCCUCGUCCUAGCCAUGACUUCCGGGACGUCUGGACCUAGCGCCAUGCUGCUAAGCACCAAAGACACCAACAGUGACUUCUUCCUUCAGGGUGUGGCGGUGUGUCUGGACGCCAUGCAGCGAGCGUUCCCGGCCACAGACAGCCUGCAACGCACCACCAAGUUCUUCUACACGCCGACGUUCCGCCAGUCCCAGGCCGGCAUUCCGAUCGGGCCUAAUUCGUCCACGCCGGCCUCUUCUCGACACAUGCUACACCUUUACACGACACCAGCGGCUGCCUUCAAGGUGAAGAAUGAGAAGGACGUGCUCUACCUGCAUCUUCUCUUUGCACUAAGGGAUCCUAGUGUGGGGACGCUUGAGUCCAACUUUGCCUCCAGCGUCUUCUAUGCCUUCACCACUUUACAGGAGCGCUGGGAGGAACUAAUAGAGGAUGUGGAGCGUGGAACCGUGAGCGCCGCGCUCAAUCUAGAGCCCGACAUCAGAGCCGAACUUGAGGCCUUGAGCCGGCCUGACCCUGAGAGAGCAUCCCAGGUCCGGGCCUGCUUCAGGGACAGUUUUCGAGGGAUUGCCGGGCGCCUGUGGCCCCGCCUCAACUUGAUUCUGGCAGUUGACUCGGGCUCCAAUCAGAUAUACGGAGAGAUGCUGAAGGAGAAUUACUGCAACGGGAUCCCUUUCUACUCACCAUUUUAUGCCGCCACUGAAGGUCUGAUCGGGGUAAACCUCUGGCCCGACGAGCCCCAGCGCCGAUACCUGCUUUGUCCUCGCUCCAUGUUUUGCGAGUUCCUGCCAGAAAACCAAUUGGAGGAGGAGACUGAGGAGGGCACGUUUCUCAUGGAGGAGGUGAAGGAGGGACAAAACUACGAACUGGUGGUCACCAAUGCCGCCGGCCUCUACAGAUAUCGUAUUGGCGAUGUGGUCAAAGUGACGGGGUUCCAUAAUCGAUGUCCUGUGGUGGAGUUUCAGUACAGGCGUGGUCAGAUGCUGAACGUCCGUGGCGAGAAAGUGACGGAAGCGUUGUUCCUGGACGCGUUGAAGAAAGCUGUCUCUCAAUGGCCCGCUGCUCAGUUGCUAGACUACUGUUGUGCUGAGAGUGGAAUUAUGGGGGAUUCCAUAGGUGGCUGCGAUCCUCACUAUCAGGUCUUUUUGGAGCUGAAAGGUGUGAGGAAUCUCAGCGAGGAGCAACGCUACAAGCUGGACGAGUGCCUGCAGCAGGCGUCGGCCGUGUACCGCUCGUUUCGCAUCAAAGGCAGCAUCGGUCCCACGAGGGUGCAGCUGGUGGCGCCCGGCGCCUUUGCCGAACUACGCGAACGCAUGAUGAGCUCAUCGCUAACAUCGGCCAACACAUUCAAAAUGCAGCGCGUCCUGCGGCGGAAGGAGGACGCCCAAUUCCUCUUGGGCAAAACCGUAUCCUGAAGUGCAUUGCGGGGAAGAUCAAGAACUGUAAGAGUAAGAAGAAAAGACUCAGUGAGAAAACAGAUAUUUUUUUUCCUAAGGGAUAUCUGGACAUUUACUGUGUGGGGGUCCCACUCAGAGGUGGGUUGUAACGUGUUUUCUUAAAUUAAAAAAGUUUUCUAAGCUAUACUUUUUACUUGAGUAGAUUUGUGAAGAAAAAACGCUACUCUUACUCUGCUACUUUAGGCUACGCAAGAGCCGUUACAUUUUUUCCUCUUUAGCCUCCAUAUUAGAUUUUUUUUUCCAGCGAUGCCAAAAGUAGCUCUACCGAUUCCACCAAUGAGAAGCCGCAAUAGUAAUCACCUGACUCCAUUACACUGACACAAGCUUUGGCACCGAUUGACCAUGGAAAACCGGAGAUAUGAUCCUUUUAAUUUCAUAUUGGUAACUAUGAAGGAACUAUUCAAACUAGGAACCAUUUUCUCCACUAGAGGGCACUCAUGCUCUUUGGACAAAUAAUGCUUCAUUUCUGUCUUUUUUGUCGCUCGCCGGAAUUCAAUGUAUUUUUUUUAUUUUUUAUUUUUUUUUUGUCUUUGGCUUAAAGUGGUUAUGUAAAGGGUUAUUGUACAGUAUCAUUAUAACAACAGUUCAAAUGGGUAAGUUUAUGGUGAGAGAAAAGAAUACCAUCGUUUAAAAAAAAAAAAAAAAAAAAGCAAACAAAAAUAAACAGUUACUCACAAUGUUACUCAUUACGUGAGUAUUAUUUUCACUGGAUACUUUUUUACUUGUACUUGAGUACAUUUUAUGGAUGACUGCUUUUACUUGAGUAAUAUUUUGAAGUAAUGCUACUUUUACUUGAGUAAACAUUUUUGGCUCCUCUACCCACCUCUGCUUAUUUUUAUUUUUGCCAGAGAAGCCAACAGUGGCGCUACCAGUUUCACCAAUAAGAUGUGUACCAUUCAGAGGUAACAAUGUUUUUUUCUCCACUAGAUGGCAUUCAUGCUCUUUGGACAGGUAAUGGGUCAUAAGCCACGUUUACAUGGAGCCAAAUAUUCCAAUUGCAAUCGGUUUAGAAUGUUCAAACCGAAUUAAUGUGUUCCAUAUAAACACCUCAUUCGGAAUGAACAGGCCCAAACCGAAUGGAAUUUCAUUCCGUUUCACAGGGGUGGAAUAUUCCUUUUCCCGAACCGAUUAGAAGUAAAAUUAUAUCAUGUAAACAGGGAAGCGGAAUGGUGUCUGGUUGCGUUCUUUCUGCACAUGCUCCGUACUGACGUGGUGACAUAAUUAACGUCACUUGCAACAUGGCUUCCAAGCACACGCACAGUGCACCUAAUUGGAGUCCGGCGGAAAGUUUAUAUCCAUGAAUCCCUCCACCAGCCCACACAACUUUUUAAAUGAACGGCGUGUCAUUCUGAAGUUUUGUUUCCACUCGAAAAGUUAAAACAGCAGCUGAUCUGACGAUCGAUCUCCAUGUUUUGCAACGUGACGCUUUGUUUUGAUUAAUCUGCGCAUGUCAGACGGCAGUUGUCAAAUAUUCCUUUUGGAAUAAAGGCAGACACAUGUAAACGCUGGAUCGGAAUAGAUGAAGUGACAUGUAAACAGCUGAUCUGAAAUUUCCAUUCGGAAUUAUUUGAAUCGGUAUGAAUAAAAGUCAGCAUGUCAACGUGGCUAUAGUGUUCUGGUCUAAAUUUGAUGAUGUCUGUGUCAUCUUUUUGGCAUUAUACGGUAAUGUAAUAGGCUCAGCAAGUCAGCAGGUAUUCCGAACCAUCGGGCCGUGGAGCGUUACCAGUCCCUGGCGCAUUUGCUACCAGGCCGCAGAGAAAUGAUAAAUAGUUUGUUAUCGACCACAACCUGGCCUGUGCCCCUUGACUAGUCCGAGUAGGGAUUUGCGUUCAUCGCCCUCGAGGUGUUGGCCGCCAUUACUGGUGUGUUUGCAUAUAUAUAGCAACCCAGUGUCAAUGUAAACAGUAACGGUAGCUGCCCUUGGUUGUGUGCUGCGAACGGCGACGUCUUUCCACAGCUCUUUUACGGGGAAAAGGCCACCUGCUCAGCCAGAAGACGAGCCUAUAACCAAGUUCAUUCUGCAUAAUAUGUGGCUAAAAGCUAGCAAACAAGGCAAGCGUUUAACGCUUUUAAUGUUCGUUUUUAGCCCUCUCGUGUUAUUUUAUAUUUAGUUACAUUUUCUGCCACACAUUGCCGGCCCGUGAAGAAAAGGCCCAUCUUAAACCGGUCCGUGGUGCAAAAAAGUUGACAA
Corythoichthys intestinalis (scribbled pipefish) is the source of this 4267-nucleotide messenger RNA. It is a transcript of the gene ghdc, whose product is annotated as GH3 domain containing. The coding region runs from base 139 to 2034 and encodes 631 amino acids. NCBI's taxonomy places the organism in Eukaryota, Metazoa, Chordata, Actinopteri, Syngnathiformes, Syngnathidae. The record is from RefSeq and is a predicted model, not a curated record. Gene Ontology annotation, cellular component: cytoplasm. Gene Ontology annotation, molecular function: acid-amino acid ligase activity. The transcript has 11 exons.